Lacerta agilis (Sand lizard) is the source of this 4792-nucleotide messenger RNA. RefSeq lists its product as uncharacterized. Gene Ontology annotation, molecular function: RNA polymerase II cis-regulatory region sequence-specific DNA binding; DNA-binding transcription factor activity, RNA polymerase II-specific. Gene Ontology annotation, biological process: regulation of transcription by RNA polymerase II. The coding region runs from base 57 to 4664 and encodes 1535 amino acids. The transcript has 10 exons. NCBI's taxonomy places the organism in Eukaryota, Metazoa, Chordata, Lepidosauria, Squamata, Lacertidae. The record is from RefSeq and is a predicted model, not a curated record.
CAGCCAUGUACUGGGUGUGAAAGAGGAUUAGGACAAUCCUUUUAGCUUUCCUCUGAAUGGGUUUCCCUCUGCUGUUACAGGCGGCAUUUGAGGAGACGGAUACAAGCCGGGCCUUGUCUGAUAUCAAGCAGAAGCAACUGUGCGUGGAGGCAAAGCAGGAAGAUGACAACAGGGAGGCAAGCCUGUUGGGCGAUGAGUGGAAAAGCAAGAACGAAGGGGAGCUGUGUGGGAAUUUCUCAGGAAGGGCCAAGUACGAAGAGCUGAAAGAGAAUUUCUGGAGCCAAGAGAGACCUGCGUCCGUCCCCCGCCAGGGUGGAGACUUCCACGAAACCCGGGUCCAAAAGGAAAACCAAACAGAAAAAAGAGGGAACGGGUGCCCUAGUGAUCACUGGGGAAUCCACACAGAGGAGAAACAAAAUAAGACUGCCAUGUUUGGGAGGGACUUUAUUGAGAGCAGACAGCUUACCAAAUGUGCAACACUCCAGAAGGAGGAAAACUCUUAUAUAUAUCUGGAUGGUGGAGAGAGUUUCAGUCACGGUUUAGAUCUUAGAUCACAACGAGAUGCCCCCAGAGGUGACGAACAGUAUAAAUGCUCGGACACAAACGAGAGCUUCUGUGAUCAGUCCGACCUUCCUAAACAUCCGAGAAUCCCCAAAGGGGAGAAGCAGUAUAAAUGCUUGGAGUGUGGGAAGUGCUUCGGUCGGAGUGCGCACCUCACUUCACACCAGAUAAUCCACACCGGGGAGAAACCGUACCAGUGCCUGGAGUGCGGGAAGAGCUUCGUACAGAGCGCCCAUCUGGCUUCGCACCAGAUAAUCCACACCGGAGAGAAGCCCUACCAGUGCCUGGAGUGCGGGAAAAGCUUCAACAAGAGCACAAACUUCCUCAGGCACCAGAAGCUCCACAAAGGGGAGAAGCCGCACCGGUGCGCGGACUGCAGCAAGAGUUUCUCUGACAAGCCCAGCCUCAUCCAGCACCAGCGAGUCCACACCGGGGAGAAGCCCUACAAAUGCUUGGAAUGCGGGAAGAGUUUCAGCCACAGGGGGAGCCUUAGUGCACACCAGAGAAUGCACACAGGGGAGAGGCCGUAUACGUGCUCCGACUGCAGCAAGAGCUUCCGCGACCAGUCGAGCCUCAUUAGGCACAAGAGGAUCCACACCGGGGAGAAACCGUAUACGUGCUCCGAGUGCGGGAAAAGCUUCAGCCAGAGCACCAAUCUGACUCUGCAUCAGAGAAUCCACACAGAAGGGAAGAUGCCCUCCGAACCCACCCACAUGCUUAACACGGGAAUGGCCGUUUUAGUAUUUUCCACGAAUCCUGCCAAUGGUCUCGUGGCAUCGUCGACGACGCACCUCUUUUGCGCUAGGGGCGUCGGGGAAUUCCUGCAGAGGAGACCCCGGGGAGCCGUGAAGCAGGAACCGGCCGAGGACUCCCUCCAUCACUGGGAAGCCCAGUGGCGGGAGUUCCUGAGGACGGUGGAGACCCCCAAAGAAGUGUGCUGGGCAUCCCCUCUGCCACCAGAAGAGCCCAGCCCCUGGGAUGACGCCAAAGCCUUCCUGGCCUCCUUCGAGCAAGUGGCCGAAGCCUGCCGCUGGCCCAUGGAAGACUGGAUGGCCCACCUCCUGCCAGCCAUCAGCGGAGAGGCUGAGCGGGCCUUUAUCGGCUUGGAGGCCAGAGACAGGGAGGAUUAUGGGAAAGUGAAGGUGGCCAUCUUGCGAGGGGAUGCCAUGAAGCGGGAGAAGAACCGGCAGCGCUUCCGGCGCUUCUGCUACCAGGAGGCCGAGGAGCCGAGAGGGGCUUACCGGCGGCUCCAGGAACUCUGCCGCCGGUGGUUGAGAUUCGAAAGGCACUCCAAGGAGCAGAUCCUGGAGCUGCUGAUCCUGGAGCAGUUCCUGGCUAUUCUGCCGCCAGAGAUCCAGGGCUGGGUGAGGGAUUGUGGCCCAGAGACCUGCUGCCAAGCUGUCACCCUGGCGGAGGAUUUCCUGCUGAGGCAGCGAGAGGCAGAGAGGCAGGGAAACCAGGUGGUCUUUGAGAGGGCAGCUCUGAGUUCCUCUGAGGCAGGCCAGGCCCCAUCUGAGGCCCAGCAGAAGCAGCUGUGCAGGGAGGCCAAGCAAGAAUAUGACAACGACAUCGACGAGGAAGAGGCCGGCCUGCUGGCAGGAGUUGCGUGGGAUGGUGAGAUCGAGGUGGAGCCUGACGCAGCAUCUUCAGAAACACUUCUGCAUCAGGAGGUGGAAGAGCACUCUGAAGAUCGAGGCAGGCCAAACAGGCCGCCGAGAAGGAAUCUGGAACCAAAUGAGAAGAGGAGGAAUAAGUCCGUCGCCAUUCAGGUCGGCAACUUCCACGAAUUCCUCAGCCAGCAAAAGGGAAAGAGGCCGAACAAGUGCCUUGUGUGCGGCAAAAGCUUCAGCUGCAAAUCGAGCCUGAAGGCCCAUCAGAGAGUCCACACGGGCGAGAAACCAUACAAGUGCUCCGAGUGCGGAAAGAGCUUCAUCCAGGUGUCAAACCUUACCGCACACAAAAGAACCCACACAGGGGAGAAGCCCUACACCUGCUCGGAGUGCGGAAAGAGCUUCAGCCGGAGCGACCAUCUGACUUUACAUCAGAGGACGCACACGGGGGAGAAGCCGUACAUGUGUGCCGAGUGCGGGAAGAGCUUCAGUCAGAGCACGGACCUCACCUCACACCAGAGAAUCCACACCGGAGAGAAGCCUUACAAAUGCUUGGAGUGCGGGAAGAAUUUCAGCCGGAGUUACCGCCUCACUAUCCACCAGAGGAUGCACACAGGGGAGAAGCCAUAUAAAUGCCUGGAGUGUGGCAAGAGCUUCAGUCGCAGCGACCAUCUCACUUCGCAUAAGAAAAUGCACCCGGGGGAGAAAUCAUCUUCUACGAUCAGUUUUUCUUCUCCAGCGUCUAUUGUGUUUGUCUGUGUUUUGGUGGGGGCGCGCGAGAGGUUCCCAGGGAACAGCCGGGUUCUUGAGUCUCACAAACACAGUGGAGAGAUCAGCCCAAGUGUCACCAGGAUGAAAAUGGAGGAGCAAGACUCUUUGAACUGCAUGGUGAAGACUGGGUUUGGAGGGGCAGGAGCCCCGCAACCAAAGAGCGCCAGGGAAUUCCACCUAAGGAGGCCGGACGAACAGAUCAAACAGGAAGAGGACGAGGGAAAGUUUCAGAGGUGGGAAACCCAGUGGGAGGAAUUCCUGAAGACAGCGGAGUCCCCCCACUCAAGCUGGGGGACCCCACGGUUGCCGGAGGAGCCCACCCCCUGGGACGACGCCAAGGCCUUCCUGGCCUCCUUCGAGCAAGUGGCCGAAGCCUGCCGGUGGCCCCAGGGAGAGUGGGCGACCCAACUCCUGCCGGCCCUCCGUGGAGAAGCCGAGCGGGCCUUCAGCAGGCUGGAGGGCCGGGACAGAGAGGAUUACGGGAAGCUGAAGGCGGCCAUCUUGUGGCAGGACGCCAUGCGGAGGGAGAAGCAGCGCCAGCACUUCCGGCGCCUCUGCUACCAGGAGGCUGAGGGGCCGAGGGGGACCUACAGCCGGCUCUGGGAGCUUUGCCACGGGUGGUUAAGGGUCGAGAAGCACACCAAGGAGCAGAUCCUGGAGCUGCUGGUUCUGGAGCAGCUCCUGACCAUCCUGCCACGGGAAAUGCAGAGCUGGGUGAGGGAAGGAGGCCCCGAGACCUGCGCCCAGGCCGUGGCCCUGGCGGAGGACUUCCUCCUGAGGCAGCGAGAGGCCGAGAGAGAGGAGAAGCAGAUCCUGAUGCCGUUUGUGGAGGUGGCUGUGAGUUUCUCCGAGGCAGGCCCAGCCUCGGCCGACCUCAAACCGAGGGAGUCGCGCCUGGAAACUAAGCUGGGAGGUGAAAGCGUCCUUUUGGAUUAUGGACAAGGAGAUGAAAGCAAAGAAAAUAAAUACCAUCUUGAGGAUCUAAAGCCCAUGGAGCCUUCUCAAAGGAGAGCCAGAGAGAUCUUUCUUCAGGAUCACGGGGAAGAGGGAGCCUUUGAGGAUGAUCACGGACCUCGGGGGCAGCUGGCUGACCACUGCCUCGGGAGCGCGGUGAUGGAUCGUUCCAUUUCCUCCAUGUUGGAUGAGGAGGCCUUCCACAGGAGCCUCAGGUGGCAGAAAUCGGACUCCCUCAGCGUCCCCGAGGAAGCUUUCCAGCAGGGCCCCGAUUUCAUCACGCAUGGUGCUCAGGAGGGGUCCUACCAGUGCGCAGAGUGUGGGAAGGUCCUCAGCCGCAAGGACCAUCUCAAGAGGCACCAGCAGAUCCACACGAGGAAGAAGAAGCCCCACCAGUGCUCCUACUGCGGGAAGUGCUUCCGCCAGAGGUCGGACCUCAUCUUCCACGAGAGGAUCCACACGGGGGAGAAGCCGCACAGGUGCUCCGCCUGCGGGAAGAACUUCCGCAGCACUUGCCAGCUGAUCGUCCACGAGAGGACCCACACCCGGGAGAAGCCCUACAAGUGCCCCGCCUGCGGCAAGAGCUUCAGCCAGAACGCCAACCUCACGGUGCACCUGAGGACCCACACGGGGGAGAAGCCCUACAAGUGCUCCGCUUGCGGGAAGACCUUCAUCCAGAAAUCGCACCUCGUGAAACACGAGAGAAUCCACACCAGGAAGAAGACGGCGUGCAGUUGCUUAGCUUGGAAAGAGCUUCCGCCAGAAUGAGCUCCUUCCCGACGCAACGGCUGCUUUGCUGAAGGAAAGAACUUCCGCCUCUGAGGUGUACCUCACGGAAGAAGCCGCAGGGAGGAGAACGGCACGAGCGCUUCGUCUGGGAGAUGAGUUUUGGCCGU